GAGAAGGUCCUGGUGGAGGUGUGAUGGAAGUUGAUACGACCGCAGGAAAGGCUGACACUACGAUGUUGGAUACUUCCUCCACGGUGCUAUCUGGAGCAGCAACGGGUGUGCCGAACGAUGACACGAGCGCCGUGGAUAGAGAAGCGGAUAAAGGAGACAGUGCUACGGGUCAGGGUCAGGAAAACUCUCCCUCUACGAAUUCUGCUGCGCCAGGUCAUGCUGAGACAGCUGCUAAGCGGCUUGCAAGAGGUGACAGUGAGCCCAUGAAUACACCAGGCCGUACGCAAGAAUUUCUGCAAGCUGAGCCCGAGACAGCGCAAAUGGCGGAGGCCCCUAAGAAGAUCAUCA
Molecule: messenger RNA, 348 nt
Organism: Amoebophrya sp. A25
Lineage: Eukaryota; Dinophyceae; Syndiniales; Amoebophryaceae
Source: the annotation of a GenBank genome assembly